Molecule: messenger RNA, 1085 nt
Organism: Nematolebias whitei (Rio pearlfish)
Lineage: Eukaryota; Metazoa; Chordata; Actinopteri; Cyprinodontiformes; Rivulidae
Gene: dnajb13
Product: DnaJ heat shock protein family (Hsp40) member B13
Exons: 8
Coding region: 110-1060 (316 amino acids)
Cellular component (GO): cytosol
Molecular function (GO): protein-folding chaperone binding
Source: RefSeq, a predicted model, not a curated record
CUAUGGAAACCAACUCGACUUUUUCUUUAGCGGUUUAGCUGUGAAACUAGCUAACUUAACGAUCUUCAGUAUGCUUUCUUGGGUGCAGCUAAGUGUUUAAACCAAAAAAAUGAGUUGGGGUUACUACGAGACGCUUGAAAUAAACAGAAACGCAACAGAUGCGGAUAUCAAAAAAGCUUACCGACGUCUUGCGCUGAAGUUUCAUCCGAGCAAAAACAGAGAAGCAGGAAGCACUGAGAGGUUCUUUGCGCUGGGUGAAGCCUACGAUGUUCUCAGCGACCUUCGAAAAAAGGCAACUUAUGAUAAAUUUGGUGAGGAGGGUCUGAAAAGUGGUGUCCCGGCCGAGUUUGGAAGUGGAGGAGCUUGGUCUUCAAAAUACGUCUACCAUGGGAAUCCAGACAAAACAUUCAGGCUGUUCUUUGGGGGUGACAACCCAUUUGCAGACUUUUAUACACAGGCAUCACAGCUUCAGCUCAGCAGACUACAGCCAGAGGUGGUGAAGACACAAGACGCUCCGAUAGAGAGAGAUCUUAAUUUGUCCCUGGAGGACCUCUUUCACGGAUGCACGAAAAAGAUCAAGAUAUCUCGCAGGGUCAUGGAUGAAGAUGGACACACUUCCAGUAUCAAGGACAAGAUUCUGACUAUAGAAGUGAAGCCUGGAUGGACGGAAGGCACAAGAAUCAUUUUCUCCAAAGAGGGAGAUCAAGGACCAAACUGCAUCCCUGCAGAUAUUGUGCUUAUAGUCCGACAGAAGAGUCAUCCUCUGUUUAUGAGACAACACAAUGACCUGAUCUACAAGACCAGUAUCUCUCUGGAGAUGGCACUAACUGGCUUCUCUGUGGAUGUGCAGACACUAGAUGGCAGGCUGCUCAGUGUUCCUGUCAACGACGUUGUGCACCCAACGUAUGAGAAAAUGCUGACUGGAGAGGGAAUGCCGCUGUCACAGGAUCCAUCGCAGAGAGGAAACCUCAUCAUUGCUUUUGACGUCCAGUUUCCAGUGAAGCUCUCCUCUAAAAGCAAGCAUCUGAUCAAACAAGCUUUGGGUCUACAAGAUAACUGAUGUAUUCAUCGCAUGUGCUGCACUC